AUGAGUGUGAGCACCCGGACAAGCGUCACACAAUGGGGCAAUGGAUCGUACAGCGAGGCACUCAUUCCUCCCUACCGGUCAGAACGACACCACAUUCCUCGGUUGAUUCCUGUCCUGGACAGUGGCUCGGAUGAGGUGCGCGAUUGCUCGGUGAUUUUGCCGCCCCUCGGCCCUUCACUUGCCUAUGUUGCUGCUGCUCCUGUGAAGCAUGCGCGGCGUGACCCUGUUGGAAAAGGCCCGACGCACACGGGUGACGCAGAGUUUGUCGUUAAAUGGAAGGGGCUGUCAGCGGAGCAGGUGGAACGCAAUCUCACGCCUUUAGUGUACCACUACAGGCAGCAGCUUUUGUUGCUUGAGGAGCGCAGGUGGCGUCGGAUUAUUUUUACUGAGGAGUUUACGCAGCGUAUUGAUCUUGGCAUUCAUUCUCGCUACAGUGCGCCUUUUCGCGAGAGGCUGCUAAGCUGGGACAUCCUGGAUACGCUUUCGCGGCGUUUGGAAGCAGCGUGUGACCGGAGCUGCCAUUCCAGCAGAAUGAUAUCCCCGUCUUCUUCUUAUAUUCGGCGCAGUCGCGGCGAUGAUCCCUUUUACACAUCUUCCUGGUACACCAGCGUGACUCAUGGCUCCCCGAGGACGCGAGAUUCCGCAACGGCACGGAGCGUCCAGAGGCCUGUCUUUGGGUUUAUGGUCUCUGCUUUUGGUCAAAAGCUGGAGGAGCAUCUGCGGAAUGCGAGCACCCCUGAACACGUUGUGCAACCCCGUGUGGGAUUGAAAAGUAGUGGACAAUUGAAAGCAAGCAAAUUUUUGACAGUUUCUAGUCGAUUGGAGGCUUCAGAGGAAAUGGGUGGGAGCCAGAAAAACUGCACACCGCUUACGAAAGAGAGCAAAUGUGAUGACAGUCUCACGAUGUCACCCUUAGAGAAAUCUUUGAGCACUAUUUCUGGUGAGGGCUCGCUGGACCGCUCAGUUGCCUCCUGCAAGUCACAGUGUGAUGGUGAUGAUGAUGAUGAUGAAUCAUUGAUCCACUUGAUGCUUGCUGCCACGAUGACGCGUCGCGGCACUCAGUCUGGUGGAGGGAGAAAAGAACUCUAA
Messenger RNA from Trypanosoma cruzi, 1089 nucleotides. RefSeq lists its product as uncharacterized. The transcript has a single exon. The coding region runs from base 1 to 1089 and encodes 362 amino acids. Lineage: Eukaryota; Euglenozoa; Kinetoplastea; Trypanosomatida; Trypanosomatidae. The record is from RefSeq and is a predicted model, not a curated record.